CUUUCAAGUGUUACACACAAUUCAUGACUUAUCCAAUUACGGUAGUAAUAUUCUUAUUUGGCAUCAUAUAUUGCCCAUUUAAAUUUUCCAUGUAUAUAUGAUAAGAUUUUAUACCCUAAUUCAUUUACAGUAUCAAGGUUGCAAGCUAAGGCAUUAUAGCUUUCCUAUAUAUACCCCAUCUCUCUUGCAUCAUUAUUCAAGCCUUAUUUUAGAGACCACACCAAAGCUAUACGUAAGAUCGAAACUUUUGAUAGAUUUUCUCAUAUGGAUGAAGUGACUACUUUAGCUUUCUUUUUUCUUUCAUAUUGCGGUAUUGUGCAUGGAGGUAUCACUUCACUGUGCAGCCAAACACCGUACCCAAAGUUAUGCAACUCUCUGAUUCCCAUAUUACCUGAUAAAGAAACCAUAGCAGAUACUGACAUCUUCAGCUUUCGUAAUACCGCUCUUAGAGUAACCCUAGCUCAAGCUCAGAAUGCCCAUAAGGAAAUUUUAUCUAUGAACAUAAGUUCAUUGAGUGAGAAAGGGAAGUUGGUUUGGGCUGAUUGCUCAGAGCUUUCUGAAGAUACUUUAUAUCACCUUAACAGGUCCAUCACAUAUAGCAACCCGAAUGAUGCUCAAACAUGGCUAAGUGCAGCUAUGGCUAAUCAUCAAACCUGCUUAAAUGGAUUCCAUGAUUUCGAAUUAUCUUCGUAUUUGGAGAAAUUUCCCUUUGUUGUAGGCGAUUUCUCCAAAUAUCUUUGCAACUCACUUUCCAUAAACAAAGCCAUGACAACACUUUCAACAAAGCAUCAACUUAAGGGGCGACGCCUUUCACAAGUGUUUCCAGAAUGGCUUUCUGUAUCUGACAGACGAAAGCUUUUACAAACAUCUAAAGGAGCACAUAUUGUGGUGGCUCAAGACGGUUCUGGGAAUUAUAAGACUAUUUCUGAAGCUUUGGCUGCAGCAAAAAUCAUGAGGAAAGGCAUGGAGAGAUUUGUGAUAUACGUCAAAAGAGGUGUGUAUAAAGAAAAUGUGAAGAUCAAGACGACAAUGAAGAAUUUAAUGUUCAUUGGAGAUGGGAUUGAUGCUACCAUUAUCACUGGCAAAAGAAAUGUUCACGAUGGCUCUACAACUUUUCGUUCAGCAACUUUUGCUGUUUCUGGAGCUGGCUUCAUUGCCAAGGGUAUAACCUUCGAGAAUACGGCUGGACCUCAAAAACACCAGGCAGUGGCUCUACUUUCUGGUUCAGAUUUCUCAGUAUUUUAUCGUUGCAGUUUCAAAGGGUACCAAGACACCUUAUACGUUCACUCUCACCGACAGUUCUAUCGCGAUUGUGACAUACAUGGGACAGUAGACUUCAUAUUUGGUGAUGCAGUUGCAGUGCUUCAAAAUUGUAACAUUUUCGUAAGAAAGCCAAUGAGAAAUCAAAAAAAUACUAUCACAGCCCAAGGAAGAAGUAGCCCUGAUGAAAACACAGGAAUUAUAAUACAUAGUUCCCGUAUUACAGCAGCAUCAGACUUGAGGCAUGUUCAAGGUUCAUUUAAAACUUAUCUUGGUAGGCCAUGGAAGCAAUAUUCAAGAACAUUGUUCAUAAAGUGUACAAUUGAUAACCUGAUUGACCCCGUCGGCUGGCUGCCAUGGAGUGGGGAAUUUGCCCUUAAAACUUUGUACUAUGGUGAGUACAUGAACACAGGAGCUGGUGCAGGAACUCGUAAUAGGGUAACAUGGCCGGGCUACCACGUCAUAACGAAUGUUAUGGAGGCUGGAAAGUUCUCUGUUGGGAACUUCUUGACCGGAGACUCAUGGCUUCCGGUGACUAAAGUUCCCUACACAUCUAGCCUGUGAAUGAUGUUGUAAAAACUCAGAAAUAUGUGGUCUUUCUUUCUUUCUGUGCACGUGAUUUUCUUAUUUGGUCAUUAUGUGAAAUUGGUAUAUGGUCAGCCACUCAAAACGUUUAUCUUAUAUAGGUAACUGUCACGUAGUUUGUAUAGACUAGUGCAUGGUUGUACUUGUACACAUUGUAUACCCACAAGUUUGUCUGCCGAUAAGCAAAAGGGGUUCAAAUAUUAGAGUAUGACAAUUAAUGCAUAAAGUGAUUUCAGUUUA
Lycium barbarum (goji berry) is the source of this 2085-nucleotide messenger RNA. RefSeq names its product pectinesterase-like. NCBI's taxonomy places the organism in Eukaryota, Viridiplantae, Streptophyta, Magnoliopsida, Solanales, Solanaceae. Gene Ontology annotation, molecular function: pectinesterase activity; pectinesterase inhibitor activity. The coding region runs from base 265 to 1824 and encodes 519 amino acids. Gene Ontology annotation, biological process: cell wall modification. The record is from RefSeq and is a predicted model, not a curated record. The transcript has 2 exons.